AUGUUCCUCCGCCAGCUGAUUGCUCUCCUGAGCCUGCUCAGUGGGGCCCACUUGCCCACAGGCUUUGGGAGGCCCGGACCCCAGGGGCCCCCAUCUCGGCUCUGGGCUGCCACCAAUGAGACCCGGGCUCUGGGCCGAGGGGUCCCAGCCUCCCAGGUGCAAUCCUCUGCCCUCAGCAGCUGGAGGGCCUUCUUGGGUCUGCAGAAAACUGGCCGGCUGGGGAGAGGUAGUCUGCAGCAGGGGCAGGAAGCGGCCCCCACCAUGUCUCUGCCCCUGGACCCGCACGAAGUGACCCGGGAGAGGUGCGAGGCUGUGCCGUUCACCCAGGUGAUCUCCCAGCCCGGCUGCACGGCAGUUCACCUCCGAAACCACCUGUGCUUUGGCCACUGCUCGUCCCUCUAUGUCCCCGGCUUGGACCCCACCCCACUCGUCCUUUGCAACAGCUGUGUGCCCACUCGAAAGCGCUGGGUACCCGUGGUCCUGUGGUGUCGGGCGAGCGGCCCCGGCUCCCGUCGACGGAUGAAGACGUCUACUGUGCUGGUUGAAGGAUGUCAGUGCAGCCCGAAGGCGUGAUCUGAGCACGAUGGAGGGACACGCAAAUGUGCACAUCUUGGGGAGACGGGGGCAGACGCGCCCAGAAAGAUGCCAACCUGGAUCAUGUACGCUGGGUCAAGAGACUAGGGACACAGGGACAGACUGACAGGUCUCCAGCGUCCCUGCCCUGCUCCCAGGGACACCAGGCACGUCCCCAGCUGUGGGGGUGGGCCGCUCAUAAUCAUAGCACUCAGUUUACCAGGCCCUGCGCUAAGCGUUUGACACACGCUGACUUACGUCAUCCCCGAAGCAGCCCAAUGAGAUGGGGGUUAGUAUCACCCUAUUUUACAGAGAAGGAAACUGAGGUUCUAAGAGGCAAAGCCACUCGCUCAGGUCCCACAGCAGUAAGUGGCAGGUCUGGCAUUCGAAUCCUGGACAGUGUGGCACCCAACGUUGACCCCUAGGCUGGACCUCCUCUCCCAGAAUGAAAGACACGCUCCCAGCUACAGGGAGGACAGAUGGUCCCACAUGGACCAGGAGACACAGGGAUGACCCCGUCCUAGGGACCCCCCCCCAAGAAACCAAGACAGGGAGGCAGACAUAGCUGCUGGGGGAGACUUGGGCCCCCCCAAGUCAGAGGCAGGACCCGUGUGA
This is a messenger RNA of Felis catus (domestic cat), 1188 nucleotides long. It is a transcript of the gene DAND5, whose product is annotated as DAN domain BMP antagonist family member 5. Gene Ontology annotation, biological process: signal transduction involved in regulation of gene expression; determination of heart left/right asymmetry. The record is from RefSeq and is a predicted model, not a curated record. Bases 1 to 573 code for a protein of 190 amino acids. Gene Ontology annotation, molecular function: morphogen activity. NCBI's taxonomy places the organism in Eukaryota, Metazoa, Chordata, Mammalia, Carnivora, Felidae. The transcript has 2 exons.